Messenger RNA from Nilaparvata lugens (brown planthopper), 1710 nucleotides. RefSeq lists its product as uncharacterized. Gene Ontology annotation, molecular function: sodium channel regulator activity. Bases 113 to 1498 code for a protein of 461 amino acids. Gene Ontology annotation, biological process: regulation of sodium ion transport. The transcript is spliced from 6 exons. The record is from RefSeq and is a predicted model, not a curated record. NCBI's taxonomy places the organism in Eukaryota, Metazoa, Arthropoda, Insecta, Hemiptera, Delphacidae.
GGAAAUUGCGCUUACGUGAUGAGGGUUGCUCAGUUCUGAGUUUAGAGGCCAGAGCUGUAUCACCAAGGCUACCGGUCGCUACGACCUUCUCAACAGGUAAGGAUGUGACGUUAUGGGUCGCCGACGCAAGGACAAGCGACGCAUCAUCCCGGAGCAGGACCGCAGCAUCUGUGGCAGCAUAUGUCUGUGUCAGCUGACGCUGGUGCUGAGUUGCGUGGCCAUGGUCUACCUGGCAGUGGCUGUUUACACGCCGGCCUACCAGGCGUUCAACGCCGGCCUCGACCCAACGCCCGUCAUGUGUCAGACGGUCAACGCCGCCUGGGUCAACAACUGCGAGUGGGCCAGCUGCGGCGAGUGGUGCCUCACCAAGACCAGCGGCUACUGCAUGCAGUUGCACGUCACCGCACGCAACAACGGCACCGACAUCACUGUCGAGAACUGCACCCGGCUCAAUACUGUGUCCUGUCCACAGGUGAACGUGAGGGCGUUGAAAAGGUAUAACUGCAACAACGACUCUGAGUGUGCCACCCUGACUGGCGUUUUCAAUUGCUCGCUUGGUCACUGCGCCAACAUGUCCGAACUGUUCCUGUGCCAUCACAAGGCUGACGGCAUCGUCGUCGACAGCGACAAAGACAAUCUCAAGUUGAACGGCUUCUUCGAAUGCAAAAAAUCAAAAUGUACAAAAAUCAAAAGGCCUUUUCUCUGCGAUCGCUAUUGCAAUAAAAUAACGACGUCCAGCAUGAAUCUGUUUAUCCAAUACGAGGACAAUGUUUACGCUGGAGAUUGUCGGCAAGUCAAGGUGGGAGACAAACAAAUUUGGAACGAACAGGAAAUAUUUCUAGCUUCUUGUCACACUGUGGAGAGGCAUGGCAAUAGUCUCAGGGCCACCGAUUGUCUAAACGGCACAAUUCUGGAGGAGAGCAAACUGCCGCAGCCCUUUGUGAACUUCAGCGUGUUCUGGACGCUGGUGGCGAAUAGCACGACGCCCGUCGACCCGACCCAGGAGUUCGUGCCCUGGCAGAGCAAGCUCACCAUCUACAACUACUCGCGGCUGCUCAUCAACCUGGAGGGAUGCGUCAACACACUGCGCGGCGAGUGUGGCCAGUUCCACGCCACGCACGACAGUGACGGCGAUAAUAACACUGCACAGAGCCGGUAUCCCUGCUACAUCAACAGAAACGACUCGACAACAGUAGUGUCGCGCUUCAACCUGGACAAGACACGGCGGGAACUGUUGGUAGCGGUGCUGGUGCCCCUGAUCCUGUUCGUGGUGAGCCUCAUUUCGCUGGUGUUCAUUGCGCACUCGGUGCAGGUGGGAGACGACGCCAAGAUGCGCUGGCGAUGGAAUUGGCUGGCGUCGCGGGCGGGCGACGCUGACGUUGCGGACUGCAUCGGCCUGGGCGGUGAGGCAGCCGACGACCAGCUGCCAAUGGAGGCCGUGCUUCAGGCGACCACCGAGGCCGCCAUUGCUGACGAGAUUGCCGCCAACGCUCAAUAACCGGCCACCGAAUGCCAGCUCACGACGAACGUGGUAAAAUGAGGCGGCAAAGUAUCAUAGCACAACAGGUAUUUAAGAAAUCAAAAUUGUAUGAAGUAAGAAGUUUAAAAAAUUGUAUGUCGAGUAAGUUUGUAGAAGAAUCAGGUUAAAAGCAGGAGAGUAUCAUUGCACAUCUAUUUGAAAAAUCAAAAUUGUAUGAAGUUGAGGAAGUU